UCUGCAUUGUGCAGAACACUCGCGGGCGCGACGGUGAUAACAAUCGCCUUGUUUACAUAAAUAAACAUUGUAUAUCGAGCAAUGAAGUUGUUUAUUGUACUAUGAAGACGCUCUUACAAGAUGUCUACAGCGCUCGCUAGUGUGCCGAAAUACAAAUUGAAUAAUGGAAGGGACAUACCGGCUAUCGCCUUGGGAACCUUCCUAGGUUUCGACGAGCGUGGCAUGGCGAAAUCACAAAACAAGCAGCUGAGAGACGUGAUCCUCGGAGCCAUCGACGUCGGCUACAGACACUUUGACACGGCUUCAGUAUACGAGACAGAGGGGGAAAUCGGAGAGGCUGUCAGGAUGAAAAUUGAAGAAGGAGUCGUCCGGAGAGAAGACAUCUUUAUAACUACUAAGCUUUGGAACACUCAACAUAAGAGGGAGCAAGUGGUGAAGGCUUUAAAUGAAUCGCUCCAGAAGAUGGGGCUGAGCUAUGUAGACCUUUACUUGAUGCACUGGCCUAUCGGACUUAACGAGGACUACAGUCACUCCGAAGUGGACUAUAUGGAGACCUGGCGCGGUCUGGAGGACGCACAGCGCUUGGGUCUCACGAAGUCCAUCGGAGUCUCCAAUUUUAAUAAGGAACAGCUGCAACGGGUGAUAGAAAAGGGGAAUAUUAAGCCUGUCGUUAUAGAAAUCGAGAUUCAUCCACAGAUAAUCCAAAAAGAACUCGUCGAUUACGCCCAGUCACAGGGCAUCGUAGUGAUGGGCUUUAGCCCGUUCGGUUCGUUAGUUAUGCGGUACGGCAUGCACUUCCCGGGACCCAAACUCGAUAACCCGUCGCUGUUGGCAAUAGCAAACAAGUACGGGAAAACCACACCGCAGGUUGUUCUCAGAUGGCUGGUGGACAGGAACGUUAUACCCAUACCGAAAACACUAAAAUACAAGCGUUUGAAGGAAAAUAUUAAUAUUUUCGAUUUUGAAUUGACAUCUGAAGAGAUUGAGAAAAUCAACGAGUUCGACACUAAAACAAGAUACACUUUACCAUCGUUUUGGCAAACUCAUCCCUAUUAUCCGUUUGAGAGAAUCGAUAAUCCUAUAGCGGAUCCAUUUGUGAAGAACUAAUGUGGGCAUCACAUAGUUCACGUUAAGCUUGAACAUUCCAUUUUGUCCACCGAGGUUUAAUUGUUGAUAUUACACUCCUGCCCAAAUAAGGAGUAUAAUAUUUUAAUAUGAAUGUAUGUGAGUUUUCUUAUUUUACUAUGACCUUUAUAUGCCCUUUUUACACCCCUAGUGAUUCUGGUAUAAAUCAAUUAAUUUAUUCAGGACUGUCGUGAAUUUUAAUUUUGAAGGUCAAAUUUUUUAUUUCCAUAAUCAUAUUCUUUACUACUGAAUUCAGUUUGAGUAAAAACUUAAAGAUGAUACUCCCGAUAAAACAUCCGUGUGUAAUGUAACAAAUAGUAAUAGUAAUGAGUACAUUAGACUAUAUUAUAUUAUAUUCGAAUGUUACAAACGUAACGCGUUGACGAAUAUCCGAAUAAGUAUGCAUUGAGUUAGUCUAAUAUUACCAGUCGAAUGAGACUAUCGUGUUACAUUACAAGCGGAGUGCUGUGUCCGUUGCAAUGUUCGUCUGAAGUGUUCAUACUAAUGUAUUAUAAUUAUUGAUAAAUUAUUUUAAGGCCAAAUUACAUGCAAAUGCUCUUUGUCGUCGUACUUUAGCAGCUAGUAAAUGAAUCAAUUUCAAAUCGAAUAUUUGUUUAAAAUAUUAGGUAUUAAGAUUUUGGCAUAAGGUACAUAACAUCUUAUUUCCUAGUUGGUGAAGUAUUAGCGAUGUAAGAGAUGGUUCAUAUUUGUUAUAGUGCCAAUGUUAGUAAACACUUACUAUUCGCCUACACAUUUGAAAUAAAAAUAAAUGUUCUCAUGCGUUGCUUGUAACAUGAUUUGGGAUAAUAUCAACGUAUUUUAAUAGUGUUAGAAGUUUUAUCUCGUCCACAUUUUUCGUAACAUCGAAAGAAAUACUAUAAUAGCAUUUAUAUAGCAAUACAAUUAGGAAAGUGUUAUAUUAAGACUCAUUAUAUACAUUAAAGUGUAAUUAAAUAAAAAUAGCUUUGUACAAAGAAUGUGAGCUUCUGAUGUGAGCGCGUUUUUUACUUGUGUUUGCGUAAUAAAGUCUGAAAUAAAUUAAAAUGA
Molecule: messenger RNA, 2172 nt
Organism: Vanessa atalanta (red admiral)
Lineage: Eukaryota; Metazoa; Arthropoda; Insecta; Lepidoptera; Nymphalidae
Product: aldo-keto reductase AKR2E4-like
Exons: 7
Coding region: 121-1107 (328 amino acids)
Cellular component (GO): cytosol
Molecular function (GO): aldose reductase (NADPH) activity
Source: RefSeq, a predicted model, not a curated record